AGCACCCCAGCCCUACCCCCCUCUCCGCUUCCCUGUGACCCCUCAGCCCCCCCAGCGCUCCCACCAGGCCUCGGGGUGGGUGCUGCCUCCUCGGGGUGCCCCGUGGCACUGGGUGCUGCGCCCUGCUGCUUUCGCUUCCCCUUCCCGGUCCGGCGGGAUGUGCCAGAGUGCCCGGGUGGGGGGACACGCCAAUCGGGGGUGUAAGGCACGUGCCUGCCAUGGUGUCACCCCAAAGCUGGGGCCGGGAAGGUGCCCGGGUGCGUGGCACGGGAGGGUGCCCCGGGGCAGGGCGAGGGGACUGCUGGGCAGGGCUGACGGGGUGACAUCUCCGGGGCAGGAUCUGGCCCAGCCGGUAGCGGGGGAUUCUUGAGAUGGGACUCUUGGGAGGGUGCUGGUUUCUGCAGGAUAGGGGGAUAUGUAUGGAACAGUCCCAGAAGGGUCAUGGCAGGGGAAACACCUAUCCUGAGGGUCCCUCACACCCCAGGCAAUGAGAGCUGCCCUGGAGUGUCGGGGCAAAGGGCCCUUCCUGUGAGCAGGAUGAGUGGAGUCUAUUGAUCACGGAACCCUUGGAAAACAGGAUGAGGAGUGUUGUUGGGAUCCCUAUGGGUCAGGGUAGUCAUGGUAGCAGCAUGGUGGGUGUCUAUGGACCAUGGAACCCUUGGGAAGCACGAUGAGGGAUGUCUGUGGGAACCCCAUGGGUCAGGGUGGUCACGGGAGCAGGAUGAAGGGUGUCUGUGGGGUCCAAAUGGGUCAAGGUUCAUGGUGGUGGUGUGGUGGCCAUGGGAGUUCCACCAUCCCAAGAGGGAGGUCCCAUUCCAUCCUAUCCCAUCCCAGACCUUGUCCGCACUGCCAGCCCCACGGAGGCGGGGCCCAAUCCUUCCCGCCCCUGGCCAUGGGGCCCAGCCCCACAGCAUUUAGGGACCCCCACCCCGAGCCUCAGCAGUGCCUGCCUGGCCUCACGCUCCUCCAGCUUCCACACAAGCUCCCAGGGCCACCACGCUCUCCAUGGAGACUGGCAGCUCCUUCCAACAGCUUGGCAUGCAGCAGCACCUCGAGCCCCCCAGGCAGCAGCUCCCGGGCUACGGCAAAUGCGGCACCACGGGCAGUGAUCCUGGCAAAGAUCCUGGGAAAGCUGCUGAGUGCAGUGGAGGCAGCGGGAUCGGGAAGAGGCCAGUGCCAAUGGUCUGCAGCACUCCAUGUGGGAAUCCCUACGCGGGGCUGGUGAGCCACCUGCGGGCAUCCUGGCUCUCGGGGAAGACACGGCCCAUGGAAUACCGUGUGGCACAGCUGGAGGCUCUGGGACGCUUCCUGGAUGACAAGAAGCAGGAGAUCCUGGAAGCCACUGAAUUGGACAUGGGCAAGCCAUCCUUCGAGGCUUUCUUCAGUGAGAUCCUCCUCUGCAAGAAUGAACUCAAUGUCACCCUCAACAACCUGUCCCACUGGAUGAAGGAUGAGUACGUGGACAAGAACCUGGUGAUGCAGCUGGACUCUGCCUUCAUCCGCAAGGACCCCUAUGGGGUGGUGCUCAUCAUAGCACCCUGGAACUACCCCAUCCACCUCUUCCUGGUGCCCCUCAUUGGGGCCAUUGCUGCUGGGAACUGCGCCAUCAUCAAGCCCUCAGAGAUCUCCAAGAACACAGAGAGACUCAUUGCUGAAACACUGAGCUGUUACCUGGACAGUGACUGCUUUGCUGUGGUGACCGGCGGUGUGCCAGAGACCACCAGCCUGCUGGAGAACAAGUUUGACUACAUCUUCUUCACUGGCAGCCCCCCGGUGGGGCGGAUCGUGAUGACAGCUGCUGCCAAGCACCUGACACCGGUGACGCUGGAGCUGGGGGGCAAGAACCCCUGCUAUGUGUCCGACACCUGUGAUGUGACCAACGUGGCGCGGCGCGUGGCCUGGGGCCGCUUCUUCAACGCGGGGCAGACCUGCAUCGCGCCCGACUACCUGCUCUGCACCAUAGAGAUGCAGGAGAAGCUCAUGCCCGCCUUGCGCGAGGCCAUCACCGAGUUUUUUGGCCCCAACCCCCGAGAAUCCCCAGAUUUUGGCCGCAUUGUGAAUGACAAACAGUUCCGGCGCCUUCGGGCAUUGCUGUGCAGUGGGCGUGUGGCCAUCGGGGGACAGACGGAUGAGGCAGAGCGCUACAUUGCUCCCACGGUGCUGGCAGAUGUGCUGCCCUCGGACCCUGCCAUGCAGGAGGAGAUCUUUGGGCCCAUCCUGCCCAUCGUUGUCGUUGCCAACAUGGAUGAAGCCAUUGACUUCAUCAACACGCGGCCGCGGCCAUUGGCUCUCUACGCCUUCUCCUGUGACAGCAAGAUAGUGAACCAGGUCCUGGAGCGGACGAGCAGCGGAGGCUUCUGUGGCAAUGACACCUUGAUGCAUGUGACACUGUCCUCACUGCCCUUUGGAGGCUUUGGGAACAGUGGCCUAGGAAAAUACCAUGGGAAGUUCACCUUCGACACCUUCUCCCACCACCGUGGCUGCCUGCACCGGACCAUGGGGCUGGAGACGCUCAACACCCCACGCUACCCGCCCUACACCCAGCAGAAGUUGGGGCUCCUCACGACCACCUUCGAGGUGAAGCGCAGGGGCACCUGCACCCUGCUCUGAGGCUGCUGCCAUGCCCUGCUCUGAAGAUGCCAUGGAGUCAGUGGGAAGGACUGGGACUGUCCUGCUCUCCCUCUUCAUCACGCUGCCCACUUCCUCACCGUGUCCUUUGCCUCGCUGGAGCAUGUCGGACAGCCGGGAUGGACAUCCCCUCCUGCACCCUUGUGGCCUCUGCUCCAAACCAUUUUCCAGGACACAACUGAAAUGACCAAAAUCUUUUUCUUACUCCAAACUUCUCUUUCUGGUGGAGAAGCACUCCCAUCAGUCCCAUCUCCCCUUACAUGGACUUUUCCUUUGGAAUGAACCUCUCUCCCUCUUCGCUGUUGCUCUUUGCUCCGUGUAACUCUGCCUGUAGUAAAGACUUUGCAUCAAACUCUC
Vidua macroura (Pin-tailed whydah) is the source of this 2985-nucleotide messenger RNA. Its product is annotated as aldehyde dehydrogenase family 3 member B1-like. Gene Ontology annotation, cellular component: cytoplasm. The record is from RefSeq and is a predicted model, not a curated record. The coding region runs from base 1006 to 2610 and encodes 534 amino acids. Gene Ontology annotation, biological process: aldehyde metabolic process. Gene Ontology annotation, molecular function: aldehyde dehydrogenase (NAD+) activity. The transcript has 11 exons. Lineage: Eukaryota; Metazoa; Chordata; Aves; Passeriformes; Viduidae.